AUGAAAUGUUUAAUUAUUGUAGAUUCUAUUAGAGAUGAAACCCUCUAUUCCGAAUAUGACCUGGAUACAUUGGGUAUUAAUAUAAAAGCAAUUAUUCAUUUCAUGCAAAUGAAUAUUGGUGAAAAACCAUUUUUCUUUCAAGCUGGUAAACAUAGAUUUGUAUUUCAAUAUAAUGAAAAUAUUUGGUUUAUUUUGGUAUCAAAUGAUGAUGAUUCAGAAAUUUUAUUAAGACAUAGAUUAAAUUUAUUAAAUGCAUUAUUUGUAAUGAUUUUGGGGUCAAUGUUAACAGAAAAGAAUUCAGGAUCAUUUCAAACUAGUCAACUAAAAAGAUUAAAAAGAAAAAUGUCACAAAUUUCAGCAACUGUUAAUACAAUGUUUGACGAAUCGCAGAGUGUUUUAGCACAAGCCUAUGAAGCAUUAGAAAUUAAUGUUGGACUACGUGAUAGAUGUAAAAAGAAUUUAAAAGAUUUAUUAGACUCAUAUCCAGACUCUUCAUUUGCAUUGUUAUUUGUCGGUACCAAAUUAGUAGCCCAUAAUGUAAAAGCAAAAGAAAAACAUUUAUUAAAUCACUAUGAUAUAUUUUUAUUAUCAAUUUAUAUUCAAAUUCAAUUACAUCCAAGAAUUGUUGAAAAAAUUCCAAUGAAAUCGGUAGACUCUCCAAUAUCACAAGAAAUAUCAUCAUUUGAAGAGAUACCACCAAUGUCAUCAGGUACGAUGGAUGGUGGCCCAGGUGAUAGAAAUAUAUCAGGAUCACACAAUCAAGACUAUGAAUUAAGUGCAGAAGAAGAUAAUUACGAAACUGCACCAGAGGAUUUUGAAGAACCACUAUACUUUUUAUCAAGUCCAUUUUUGGAUCAAUUAUUAGAAGAAUCAACAAAUAAAAACAAUAAUAACAACACUAAUAAUAAUAACAAUAGUAAUAAUAAAAGAAAUAAGCAACACAAUCUAUUGGUUGAAUCAUUAAAAGAAGGUUUAAAAGGAACAUCAACUGGAGAAGCUGUAUCUUUAUUAAACUACUCACUUUAUUCAAUUGGUUGCUUGGAUGAAUAUAAUCAUAGCACAAGAGAAAUCUAUACUUCAACUACUGAAUAUGCUGUUAAAAAAUUCCAAGAAGAAAAUAAUUUACCCUCAACUGGUGUUGCAGAUUUUAAUACAAUUAGAUUAAUUCUUUGUAAAGUUAGAUUGACAGACCCAAUCUUAAAGCGUAGAUCAAUUGCAUAUAGCGAUACUGAUUUAGGGCAAUUUAGAGACAUCUCGUUAAAUGAUGACCGUUCGUCAAGAAACUCAUCAUUUAAAGAUAGAGAUAAUCAAAUAAAUAAUAACUCUACAACCUCAAUAUCAUCAACUACCUCUACAACUUCAAAUACCUCAAUGCACUCAACCAAUAUGAAUAACAACAAUAUGAAUAAUACCAACAAUAUAAAUAAUAUGAACCAAAACAAUAGCAAUAAUAAUAAUAACAAUAAUAAUAGUAAUAAUUUAAAUAAUACUUUUAAUUUACAAUUUGAUGAUUCAAAUCUACCACAAUAUAUACCAGCCGAGUCAACUUAUGAACAAAUUAAUUUAAGAUUAGGUAACCAAAUAUCAAAUGUUUAUGCAUUUUGCGCUGAAGUUCAAAAAAAUACAUUUUUAGUAGUAAUAAAUAGAACUGGUGGUAAACAAAGAGAUUUGGCAGCAGAGAAAAAGAAUUUAGAAAACUCAAAAGCAAUCAUUUAUAACAAUAUAUGUAAAACCUAUGGUGACUUUUUAUUAGCAAAAGAAAAAGGAAAUAUAGCAAUCUCUAGAUUCUUCCAUAUUCCAGGUAUUGUUCACUUUUUAUUAAUUGAUCGUGCCAAUCAUCGAAUUCGUGCUCCAGUAAUAUCACCCGAUUUAAUACCAACCAAAAUCCUAGAUUCUGAUCAAAAAUACCAUCCACUUCAUGCAUACGAUAACAAUGGAGAAUCACCAUCCUAUUCAGAUACUCAAAAUAAUAUGGUCAAGUUUUUAAAGAAGAAAAUUUGGACAAUGUACAGUUAUUGUUGCCAACAAUUAAUACGUGGUGGUAAUCAUUACAUGAUUUGGAAUGAUAAAGAUUUUCAAUACAGCUAUCGUUUAUGGAUUGCAGAUGACGAAAACAAUGAACACAAAUUAGAUCAUUCCGUUUCAUUCCGUUUAAAUCCCAAAUCAUUUUAUGCUGAUCUCUUAAAAAGCUCCUUCCCCCACUCUUCAAAGAUGAAAUGCUACGAACUUUUAGUUUUAUAUAUAGGUGUAUUACCAACAACAAUGGUUUCAAAAAAUGAUAGAGCACUUUAUCAUUUAUUAUUUGAAAUGGAUGAAUAAAUAAAAAUAAAAAUAAAUAAAUAAAAAUAUUUAAUUUUUUAAUUAAAUAUAAUUUAUUUACAAUUUAAUUAUAAAUCAC
Molecule: messenger RNA, 2398 nt
Organism: Dictyostelium purpureum
Lineage: Eukaryota; Evosea; Eumycetozoa; Dictyosteliales; Dictyosteliaceae
Exons: 3
Coding region: 1-2319 (772 amino acids)
Biological process (GO): vesicle-mediated transport
Cellular component (GO): BLOC-3 complex
Molecular function (GO): guanyl-nucleotide exchange factor activity
Source: RefSeq, a predicted model, not a curated record